Molecule: messenger RNA, 1730 nt
Organism: Cornus florida
Lineage: Eukaryota; Viridiplantae; Streptophyta; Magnoliopsida; Cornales; Cornaceae
Exons: 13
Coding region: 93-1334 (413 amino acids)
Biological process (GO): mRNA splice site recognition
Cellular component (GO): U2-type prespliceosome; U1 snRNP
Molecular function (GO): mRNA binding
Source: RefSeq, a predicted model, not a curated record
CCAGUAAACGUUAUUAAGAUCUCUUCGCUGCCCUCCUCUAACCCCCAAUUCUCCAAACCCUAACUACUGUACCAGAAACCACAGAGAGGGAUAUGGAUGCGAUAAGGAAACAGCUUGAUGUGCUGAUGGGAGCGAACAGGAACGGAGACGUGACGGAAGUCAAUCGAAAGCACUAUGAUCGUGAUGUUUGUCGUCUCUUUUUGGUUGGUCUAUGCCCUCAUGAACUCUUCCAGUUAACUAAAAUGGAUAUGGGACCGUGCCCAAAGGUUCACUCGUUGCAGCUGAGGAAAGAAUAUGAAGAAGCUAAAGCAAAAGGUGUUGAUAAUUAUGAUAGGGAAUUGGAGGAUGUUAUAGAUAGGCUUAUUGUUGAGUGUGAUAGGAAAAUUGCUAGAGCUCUAAAGCGUCUUGAUGAAGAGGAUGCUAAAGCGGCUAUUGCAAUUUCUGUGUCUGAGGUUACCCAGACGCCUGAGGUUCUUGAGUUGUCAAAGCAGAUCAAGGAGAAAUUGAAGGAAGCUGAUCAAUAUGAUCUAGAAGGCAAGACAGAUAUGAAGAUUCGAGCUUUGGAAGUGGUGGAAGAACUCAGAACAAAAAGAGCUGACAAACAGUCGACGCUUCUUUUGGAUGCUUUCAACAAAGAUCGAGCAUCUUUACCUCAGCCCCUUCAAAAUCCUCCACCGUUGGCGCCUUUACCUGCAGUUACUCCUGAUCCUCGCAUACAGGAAAUGAUAAAUGAAAAGCUCAAGAAAGCAGAAGAUCUUGGUGAGCAAGGACUGAUUGAUGAAGCUCAGAAAGCUUUGGAAGAGGCUGAAGCACUUAAGAAGCUACCUCCCAGGCAGGAACCUACUUUGGAUUCCUCCAAAUACACUGCUGCUGACGUGCGGAUUACUGAUCAGAAGCUACGAGUCUGUGACAUUUGUGGAGCAUUUUUGAGCGUUUAUGACAGUGAUCGCCGUUUAGCAGAUCACUUUGGAGGAAAGCUUCAUUUGGGAUAUAUGCAAAUCCGUGAAAAGUUAGCUGACCUUCAGGAAGAAAAAAACAAGAAAAGGAAGGCGUAUGAAGAUGAUAGAAGAUCAAAGGAGAGAAGCCGAGACCGUGACAGAGAAGCCAGCAGGGAUCGAGAUCGAGGAGAUAGCCGUGAAAGGGUGAGGGAUUAUGACCGUAGGAGCAGAGAUCGUGACAGGUAUUACGACCGUGAUCGUGGGUAUGAUAGGGAACGUGACAGAGAGAGAGAAAGAUCCCGCAGCUAUGAUUCGAGAAGUCACAGGAGAUCGCGCUCACGGUCAAGGGAGCGUUCCAGGGAUUAUGAUCACCACAGGCAUCACGACCGAUACUAGCUGGCUAGGGAGUGCAGCUGAGUUGCUGCGUCGGCGUCACGACCGAUACUAGUUGGCCAGGGAGUGCAGCUGAGUGGCUCUGAACCUGGGAAAUGUGUUCUUGACUUGGUCGAUGCUAGAAUUUUUCUAGGGGAGAAGACGAUAAGUGUGCUUUAUUUGAAAAUUAAUAUGGCUCCUGUAAUGGUGGAAAGAACCGCUAUGAAGAUGUUCACUGGUAUUGUGUUUGAAGAGAUUGGUUUUGUGUUGUCUGAAAUUUACCUUUAUGGGUAAGUGAUGCAAGAGCCUUUUUUGGACCUUUUAGUAAUGUACACACAAGGCUCUUUGAUCAUCAUCACCUGUUUGAAUUGCACUGUAACUGUGAUUCUAAGGAUUUGUGGGUAAUUAAUUCCUCUGGAC